This is a messenger RNA of Penicillium brevicompactum, 1158 nucleotides long. Its product is annotated as glutathione-independent formaldehyde dehydrogenase. The transcript has 10 exons. The record is from RefSeq and is a predicted model, not a curated record. NCBI's taxonomy places the organism in Eukaryota, Fungi, Ascomycota, Eurotiomycetes, Eurotiales, Aspergillaceae. Gene Ontology annotation, molecular function: oxidoreductase activity; zinc ion binding. The coding region runs from base 1 to 1158 and encodes 385 amino acids.
AUGGCGACUGCAACUAUGAAGGCACUCAAUUAUUUGGGGCCUUAUCAGGUCCGAGUUGAAGAUGUCGAAAAACCGCGAAUGGAACACCCUGAUGAUGUGAUUGUGAAGGUCACUACGGCUGCAAUUUGUGGUUCUGAUUUGCACAUGUACGAAGGGAGAACGGCUGCGGAACCUGGAAUCACCUUUGGUCAUGAGAACAUGGGAAUUGUGGAAGAAUUAGGUGAUGGUGUCACAUUGUUGAAAAAGGGAGACCGCGUUGUCAUGCCCUUUAACGUGGCAGAUGGGCGUUGUCGAAACUGCGAGGAAGGCAGAACUGCAUUCUGUACCGGUGUCAAUCCUGGGUUCGCCGGCGGUGCUUACGGCUACGUUGCCAUGGGUCCGUACCGCGGAGGCCAGGCGCAGUAUAUUCGUGUUCCAUAUGCGGACUUCAACGCUCUAAAAUUGCCUCCGGGUAAAGAACAUGAAGCAGACUUUGUGCUUCUUGCAGAUAUUUUCCCCACAGGCUGGCACGGUGUGGAGAUUUCUGGGUUCCAAUCGGGGGAGAGCAUUGCCGUCUUUGGGGCUGGACCUGUAGGACUCAUGGCUGCCUAUUCCGCUGCUUUACGAGGAGCAUCCAACAUUUACGUUGUGGACCGUGUUACUGAGCGACUAGAGGCGGCUAAAAACAUUGGGGCUAUUCCUAUCGAUUUCACUAAAGGGGACGCCGUCGACCAAAUCAUCCAACAUAAUGGGGGAAUGGUGGAUCGCUCGGUGGAUGCCGUUGGGUACCAAGCUGUUGACUCCAAUGGCUCUGCUGAAAAGGCCAACAUUGUGCUGGAGAACAUGAUCCGUGUCACCCGGGCGUGUGGUGGAAUGGGAAUCCCUGGUCUUUACGUCCCAAGUGAUCCGGGCGCCGCCGACGCUGCCACUGCCAAUGGAAUGAUUAGUCUCAGCUUUGGCAAGUUAUUUGAAAAGGGACUCUCCCUUGGCACUGGGCAAUGCAAUGUCAAGGCUUACAACCGUUAUCUGCGUGACAUGAUCAUUGCCGGAAAGGCAAAGCCUAGCUUUGUGAUCUCUCAUGAGAUUGCCCUUGCAGAUGCCGAGACCGCCUAUGAAAAGUUUGACAAGCGAGAGGAUGGUUAUACCAAGGUUAUCAUCCACCCCAAUGGUGGAUUCUAA